AUGAAAGUUUCAUUAUAAGAUUUCGGUUUUCAUUAACCAAAUGCACCAGAAAUCAAUACGCCGAGAUCCCUUGAGGCUUGUCGAAGGGAAGGAAUUUAACCUAAUGAAAUUGUCAAGAUUCCAUUUGAAGAGUUUCAAAAGAGAUAUAAAAUGAAAAACUUAGAUCAUAAGGGAGUAGAACAAUUUUACAAGCAUUACGAAGAAAGAAGAGAAAAGAAAUUUGAAGAACUUAUCAAAUAGAGACAUAUUGUGCUUGAAGAUGAAAAAACUGGGACAUGGGGUUCUGAUGGGUUGUCUAAGAGUAAAGUGAUAUCAAAAUAUGGUUAAUAAGAAACGUCCUCAUUGGUUGAGAAGGAAAAGCAAUAAUUAGAGAAAAUUAAAAAGAAGUAGUAGAAAGAAAUUGAGGGAAUGCUUGAAUAUGAAUUGAAAAUGCAAGAAAUACGCUUAGAGAAUGAAAAGAAGCAAGCUGAUGAAAUUGCCAAAUAAUAAUAAAGGGAUCUUGAGUUAUAAAAGAAGAGAGCCGAGUAGGAAGAAUAAAGAAGGCAAAAGGAGUUAGAGAAAUAAUAAAAAAGAGAGUAGGAGGAAGAGUUACAAAGGUAAAAAUUAAAGGAAAUGGAAGUGAAGGAAAAAGAACGAUUGAAAUUAGAAGAACUGAAAUAAAAAGAAAGAGAAGAGGAGGCAAAGAAAAAAGAUGAAGAACGAAAGGCUAUUUAAGAAAAAUUAAGAAAAUAAAAUGAGGAGAAUUAAAAAAUCUAAUAAGAAUUGUUAGAAAAAAGAAAAUAGGAUAUGGAACUCAAAGCAGAAUAAAGAAGAAAGGCGUUAGAAGAAUAAAAAUAAAAAAAAAAAUAAGAAGCAGAAUAAAUCAGAUUAUAAAAUGAAGAAAGAAUCUAAUAAGCCAAGCAAAGAAAUGAAACUGAACUCUAAAAAUUAAAAGAUGACUUUGAUAGAAAAAUAAAAUUAAGUGAAAUCAAAUAAAAACAAUAUGAAGAAGAAAAAUAAAAGAAGUAUGAACAGUAAAGAAAAGAGGCAGAAAAACAUUCUGAAUUAUUUUAAAAGGUUAUUGAAUAAAAUAAUCUUAUGGAAUAAGAAAAGAAGAAUCAAUAUUUAAAGAAAAUACAAGAAGCAGAAGAAAGAAGAAAAUAUAUUGAGGAAGAAUUAGAAAAAGAAAAAGAAUUGAAAAGAUAACAAGAAAAAGAAAAAGAAUAAUAAAGAAAAUAAGUUCUUUUAUAAAAUGAAGAAAAUAACAAAUAAAAAAUAGGGGAUUUAGUUAAGAAGAUAAAUGAAAAAGAGGAGAUACUAAACAAAAUUUAAGAGGAAAGGAAUGAAUAACUUCAAGAUAGAAAAACUAUGGAUAUAUUGAAAAGGUUUGAUAAAAGAGAGAAUGUAGAAAGAAUUAUGAGAAAAUAGGAGUAUGAUAAAUAAAAAUUAUAAGAAAAAAUUGUUGAAAAAAUGUAAAGAGCAGACAAGUUAUCAGAAGAUCUUGAUUAAUUGUUGUCUUAAAGACAUAAUUUAAGAAGAGAAAUUGAAAAAUAAAAAAGGGAAGUUAUGAUGAAAUUUGAAAAAGUUAGAGAAGGCAAGCUUCCUCCAACUGAAAUUUAAAAAUAAUUAGGUAUGACUGAAACAGAUGCAAAACUUACUAAUUAAACUAAUCCCUAUCGUACUUUUUCAUCCACUAGACCUAAAACUAAUUAAGCUAAAGAAAGACCUGAUAAAUUACAAUCUGUUAGACCAGCUAAGAUAUAAUCUGCUAAGCCUGAACCAAUCAAAGUAAAAGACAAAGUCGAUCUUAAAACAACAUAGCCUAUUUUUGAGUAGUUGGCCAAUAAAACUACGCCUAAAUUCCAUAAGAAAAUGGAUGCAAAGAAGAAAUCUGAACCCAGUAGACCAGAACCCCCUAGUCCUUAAAUUCUCAUAUUCCUAAAUAAAAUGGUUUAAAAACAUAAUUAAGAUAUGAUGAGGUUAUUAAUGGAAGAACAUGCAAAUGAAAAUUUAAGAGAUGAAAAGUUAAAUUAAGUUAAAGGUGAAGAGAAGGCCAAGCUUGAAAAAGAAUAUGCUUUGGAAAGAGUUAAAGCUUAACUCAAAAUUGAAAAGUUAAAAUAAACAUAGGAUUCAGAGCAAAAUUAAUACAAACUCACCCAUAACAUUUUUGAAAUUGAUAUUAUUAGAUGA
Molecule: messenger RNA, 2169 nt
Organism: Paramecium tetraurelia
Lineage: Eukaryota; Ciliophora; Oligohymenophorea; Peniculida; Parameciidae
Exons: 4
Source: RefSeq, a predicted model, not a curated record